Molecule: messenger RNA, 2096 nt
Organism: Camellia sinensis
Lineage: Eukaryota; Viridiplantae; Streptophyta; Magnoliopsida; Ericales; Theaceae
Product: DNA binding protein
Source: RefSeq, a predicted model, not a curated record
UAUUGCCCAUUGUAACUUGCUUCAUUUUCGCAUUUCUAGUUCUGUUCUACCCAUUUCGCACUGACCUCAAAGUUUUUUUUUUUUUUUUUGUUGUAGAAUUUUCUUUGUUUGGUAGCUGAGAAACUGUGAGAAAGAGGGGAAAUAGAAAAGAAAAUAAAAUGUUGUCCUUUUGUUCCAUCAUGCUACUGCGGUUUCUAAGAGAGCGAAAACCUUUCCAAUAGUUUCCAUUGUGCUUAAUUGGGAGAAAUUGUUGGGCUUUUUACAUGAAUUGCUUGUUGGGUUGCUUUGUUUGUGAUGAGGAUUUACUGGGUGGUUUGUAUCCUGUGGUCUGGUGGUUUGUUCAACAAUAUGCAUGCAGUUAAGGGCAGCUGGGUUGGGCAGCCAUUUGCCCUUGCUAAGUACAAUGACUCUGCAGAGAAGAAAUCACGGAUUCGGCGUUCAAAAGAGGAGAGGAAAGCGCUGGCUGAAUCUUUUAUAAAGAAAUAUCAGAAAUUAAACAAUGGGAAUUUUCCAUCGCUCAAUCUCACACACAAGGAAGUUGGUGGGUCUUUCUACACGGUGCGGGAAAUUGUCCGAGAGAUAAUCCAAGAAAAUAAGGUGUUGGGUCCUGCAAAGUUGACUCCAGAAGAGCAUGAUAGGUUUUUGGAACAAUAUCCAUUGGGAUCAAUUUCCAUUGAACCUGAAACUGAUUUAUCAUCGUUAAAUGAGUCUGAUAUGUUGACUCAUUAUUUACCCAAUCGCAAUCAUGAUACAAGUGAAGAACUGGUUUUGAACUCUAUUGUGCAGUGUACUGAACCUGAACAUCAGAGAUUUAAUGAAGGGAUCAUUAUAAAUGGGUCUAGUAAGGAAGUUGAAAAGAAAGAAGAAUAUGAUAAAGCAAUAUAUACAAACUCGCAAGCUAGAGAAAGUCUGGAACUGGAGGAAAAUGUAGCAGAACUAGAAGCAUCUAAAACAAAAGUGACUCAUGUAGCAGUAGAUGUAAAGGUAGAGACGUUUCCAUUAAUGUCUGGUUCUAGGAUAGCUUAUGGGUUGGAUGAAAUAUCAAGUGAACCAAGUGAGUUGACUGGAACUUUGGAAAAAGAAAUUGAAAAUUUGGAAAUGGAGGCAGGCAACAACAAUUCUGUAGUAGAUGGGAUGAACUUUUCAGAAAGCUCUUCUGUUUUGGAGCAGGAAAAAGCUGAGCCAAACCUUGCAGAUCCAUUAUUGGAAAAAAGCUGUGCUUUGGUGGACGAGAAACCAGUCGAAAAUCUUGAAGCUCCAUUAUUGGAAAAUUCAAAUGGCUCUACAACCAAAGAAGGCAUUGUUCUUGAUAUUAAUGAUGGCACAGACUCUGAAGUUAAAGAUGCCUUGACUGGUGGUAUUAAGCCUAUAGAUGCUCACGAUGGCAUCCAUGCCCAGAAUCUCAAUGGUACUACUUCAAGUUCCUGCGAGCAGUCAAUUUCCAUGGAGGCAAUAUUAACCAAAAACAACCCAAACAUCCAACAAGGUGGCAACUCCCCGAAAGGAAGCAAUCCAACAUUAGACAGAAUGAAUCUUGAAUCAUGGGAAGAGACCGUGGGAAAAGCUGCCAAGCCAGAAACUAAUCCGCUUUUGGCAUUUUUUAAGUCAUUCGUUGCUGUGUUUGUGAAGUUUUGGUCGGAAUAAAGUCUCUGUAUUCCUUUUAGUUUCUCUGCCCAGGAAUGGAUGAAGAGUUCUGUACCUACCGAAGCAGUGUCUUUCCAUAUAUCAGAAAAUGUUGCUGUUCCAAUUGGAAAAGUCUUUGCACACCAAACUGAAAAAUAUACCGACAUUUUACAAGUUGGUGUCUGCCAGUGUGUGGCCCCACCGACGAGUGAGGUGUCGGUACACUUUCAGUAUACUUUUCUCAGUGCAUGUAGCAUUAAUCAUUCCAAUUAGAUCCCAAUGUUUCUCUUUCCAUGUUCUGAUGGAAUUCAUGUUGUCAAGGUAAGUACUUAUUGUUAUAGAGAAUGUUUGAAGCUUUUGUUGAAUAAUUAGAGUGAGAAUUUAUGCCAAACAUUGAACUGUGAUGGUGUAUCCUGUAUGAUAGGGGCAAAUGGUAGUCAAAUGAUUAGCUGAAAUUGAUCUUUUAGCCCUAA